CCCCUUGGUAAGGUACGGAGUGCUUAUCCCAUAUCGCCAGGAAAGCAAUUACAAUAAAAUAAGACUUAUUUGGGGGUGGGGGGGAACAAACACUAAUCGAUUUUCAAAACGAGGAACCCAGCAUCGUAAAGCACAGGCAAGAGUCAGUAAUGGCAACUUCCACAUUUUGAUUGCGUUUUCGCUUGCUGCAAUCGCUUCUUCGCUUGAAAUGGCUAACGUCAGAGUGUUCGCGCUUGUGCUCUUCUUCCUCGCGUUAUUCACCGGAGCGCAAACUGUUCCCUUCAUCGUUUUGCAUGGUAUUGGAGACGCAUGCAAAAAUUCGGGCAUGCGAAACUUUAUUAAGAUUCUAAGCGAGAUGUCUGGUUCACCGGGAUACUGUUUAGAAAUUGGAAAUGGAUCAUGGGAUUCUUGGACCAAGCCUCUAUUAAAACAGACAGCUAUUGCCUGUAAGAAGGUAAAGAAGAUGAGUGAUCUAGGUCAGGGUUACAACAUCGUGGGACUUUCUCAGCAUAUUGGUUCUUUUGGUUAUCAGGGAAACUUGAUUGGUAGAGGAAUAAUUGAAUUUUGUGAUGGAUCACCUCCUGUUAAGAAUUUUAUAUCAUUGGGAGGUCCACAUGCUGGUACCGCUUCUGUUCCUUUAUGUGGAUCUGAGUCAGUAUGCACCCUUAUUGAUAUUGUACUCCAAUUAGGGAUCUACAGCCGGUUUGCCCAGCAAAAUCUGGCUCCCAGUGGCUAUGUUAAAAUACCAAUAGAUAUAGCUGGCUAUACUGAGGGUUGUAGGUUCCUUCCAAAGCUUAAUAAUGAAAUCGCAAAUAAGAGGAAUUCCACCUACAGGCAACGGUUUACUAACUUGCAGAAUUUGAUUCUCAUAAUGUUUGAAGAGGAUAAAGUUUUAAUACCAAAGGAAACAGCAUGGUUUGGUUAUUAUCCAAAUGGAGCCCUCCAUCCUGUUAUACCUGUGCAACAGACUGAGCUCUACAUUGAUGAUUGGAUAGGUUUGAGAGCUCUUGACGAAGCUGGGAAAGUUAAAUUCAUCAACGUAUCAGGAGAUCAUCUGGAUAUCUCUCGUAAUGACAUGAAAACUUAUAUAGUGCCGUAUUUAACUGAUCAAACAUCGAUAGCUCCACGGCCAAAACUAGAACAUUCUUCUGCUUCGAUUUCUUCCAUUUGGAGCUCUCUGUUGGAAAUGUUUGGAGUCAACGAAGAUUUGACAGUUCUUUCUAAUGAUAUUUAGAUUGAAUAAAGGUGCAAAAACAAUUAUUUUUUGUGUGUAGAAAUGAAACAGCUGGUAUCUACUUCGGCAUCGUAUUCGAAAUCACAAAGUCAAGUUUGAUGAAGAAAAAUGAUCGAUUAUCAAAUAGAAGAUUUGGAGACAAGAACUUGGUUUUCAAGUCAGAAAAUAAUUGCCCACAAUCGAGUGUGGUCCUUAUUGAGUUUGAUACCAAAAUCUUAAAUAACUGAUCUCAGGCGUUUCGACGUGUUUGUAUCAAAAUCUUAAAUUAAGAUAUUUUAGCACGGUUAGUUUUUAAAUUUAAUAAAAAUGACUUAAAGUGUAUUU
Messenger RNA from Cajanus cajan (pigeon pea), 1558 nucleotides. Lineage: Eukaryota; Viridiplantae; Streptophyta; Magnoliopsida; Fabales; Fabaceae. The record is from RefSeq and is a predicted model, not a curated record.